AAACGUCAGAAAGUCACGCGAGCUUGCGAUGGGUGUAAAUCAAAAAAGAAGAGGUGUACCGGCGAGCAACCUUGUAUGCCAUGUCUGAAGCUGAGUUCGAAAUGUACAUACGAGGCGCAGUAUAAUAGAGGUACUACGCCGCAGGAGACUCGAGAGACUCCGCCACUACGCAUCGGAAUUGACCGUGAUGUAGCUCAAACUCCAUGCCUACCAGCAUAUGGGCUCUUCUCGGACACGAUUGAUGGAGUCGCGAGACCAGGUUCCGCAAGACAGACACCAGAGAUAGACGAAGCCAUCGAUGGACAGUAUCUUGGACCUUCCAGUGCUCAAUCUUUCUUGGGCAAAGCACUGCGGCGCCUCGAUCGCGAAUCAGUGCAAACUCCUGCCGCGAGGCAGGGAAAACACAUCGAGACUGAGACGUCAACUCUAUCGUUCGGUGAUGCCAAAGUGAAACAACCAGAUAUCGCACAGUUCUCUUGGCCUGAAUAUAGAACUGCCACCAGGCUUCUUGAACGAUUCUUCGAGUUUGCAUCACCCACUUACAGAUACUUUCAUGAGCCCUCCGUAUCGGAGUGGCUAGAACGGAUCUAUAACAAGAGCGAUGUUCCUGUCGUCGCUCAAGCAUGUAUCCUAUUCAUGUUCGCCUCGGCGAGUGUGUUCGCUGUCGACCGCUCAGGCGAUACGGUCGAUGCCAAUUCGCAAGGCUGGGAGUCAAGUGAGAUAUACUACCAAAAGGCGGAAGCUUUGCUGGCAGAAGAAACUGGUCCGCCGCGACUUGAGUCCGUGCAAGCGAGAUUCGCCGCCGUUCAGUACCUGCUGUCAAGUUCGAGACCUACCAGGGCUUUGUACGCGUUCGGCACUACGGUGCAGAUUAUGCAAGCAGUAGGGCUACAUCGAAAGCGAAGUGAAAGAGCUGGAAGACAAGGACUCGACAUGAUCGCAGUGGAAGUUCAAAGACGUCUGUUCUGGUGCGUUUUCACCUUGGACAAGUACUUGAGUAUUGUCAUGGGCCGCAUACCGCUUCUCCGUGUCGAUGACACAAAUCAAGCACUUCCGAUAGUAGUCAACGAUGAGGACCUUGCACCAGAGGGCAUUGAACAGCACGCAUCCGGACCGGGCCGAGAUUCCUUGCUCCUUGCUACCCGCGCCCACGUCGAAAUUGGCCUCAUCCUAGCUAGAGCCUCGCAAGAGCAGAAUCGUCUGCCCGCUAUCACGGGACGCACUCAUGUCGAAGCAGCUGUUCGAGGGACUGAAGAGAUCCGCGACUGGAAGUCUAAGUUGCCACCAAUGAUGUCGGGCGUCAUACAUCCUGAGAGUCUGAUACCCUGUUUCCGCCGCCAGCACUCCAUUCUCACCUUGGCGCGAUUGCAUGCAGUCAUCUUUGUCACACGUCCACUUCUCCUGCGGAAUCUAUCCAACGAGUUGCCAGAAUUGGAACGUCGACAGUAUCGUGAGCAACUUCGUUCUUGCGUUCAAGCUGCGAGAGAGGCUAUCGAAAAUAUCAAUGGCUCAGCACGGUACCAAGUGCUAUAUCCCGCUUUUUGGUUCUCGCAGUAUGUCGCUUUUUCCGCCAUAUCGAUCAUCCAUAUCUACAUUAUUCAGAUGAGCCGCUAUCGCGUUCCUACCAACUUAUUCGGUCCUUCGUUUGAAGAGGCGAGUCUAAUGCAGCUCAAGACUCUAUACGAGCUAGCACUGGUGGGCCAAAGUCGCCUCGCCGAAGCGGGAGUCAACAGUGCACCAGUCUGGCGCUACCGUCCCAUACUCGAGACUUUGUCCGCGCAAACCAGCAGGUGUAUC
Aureobasidium namibiae CBS 147.97 is the source of this 1797-nucleotide messenger RNA. RefSeq lists its product as uncharacterized. The annotation marks the transcript as partial. Gene Ontology annotation, molecular function: zinc ion binding; DNA-binding transcription factor activity, RNA polymerase II-specific; sequence-specific DNA binding. The record is from RefSeq and is a predicted model, not a curated record. The transcript is spliced from 2 exons. NCBI's taxonomy places the organism in Eukaryota, Fungi, Ascomycota, Dothideomycetes, Dothideales, Saccotheciaceae. Gene Ontology annotation, biological process: DNA-templated transcription; positive regulation of transcription by RNA polymerase II. Gene Ontology annotation, cellular component: nucleus.